AUGGCUCCAGGUGCAGCCCAGACCCUCGGCAUCAGCAUGGUCUUUGAUGGUCUCAGGAGCCACAGACCCUGGGCGAGAUCCUGUGUGACUGUGGCCCCGCAGACCUGCGCCAUCAGCCUACAAAUAUAUGCUGCUGCCUCAGAGAGUCAGUUGAUGCGGGUCCUGCGCUUGCACCACACAGUCAUGUACAUCUUCUAUGGGCUCCUGGGUGUGACCAGAAUCUUAGGCUCUACCACUAAUUGUCUUCCAGUCUCCCUAACCAAGCUGGCACUGUCGAACGCUUUCCUGGUGCAGGCUUUUAUCAUGUACAACCACACACAUGGCCGGGUUGUAGUGGACAUUUUUUUGCACAAGAUCCUGGCUCUUGCCACAGUUUUGACAGGCGUGGUUUCCUUCAUGGAGGUCCUCACAAAGAAUAACAUAACUCUGGAGCUGCUGCGGUCGAGUCUCAUCUUGCUCCAAGGGACUUGGUUAUGGCACAUGGGGUUUGUUCUCUAUAACCCGACUGGAGGUUUUGAAUGGGAUCUGACAGAUCAUCACAGCAAUAUGCUUCUCACUGUGUAUUUUUGUUGGCAUUAUGCAUUUGCCUAUAUCAUCAUUGGAGUGAACUACGCUGUUAUCACUUGGUUGGUUAAAUGGAGAUGUAGGAAGUUCUGCUCCAUGCAAAUUCCACUCCUGAAAAAUUCUGGGCAAGAACAAGAAUCAGAAGAGAUGUGA
This is a messenger RNA of Microtus oregoni (creeping vole), 717 nucleotides long. RefSeq names its product transmembrane protein 45A-like. The transcript is spliced from 6 exons. Bases 1 to 717 code for a protein of 238 amino acids. The record is from RefSeq and is a predicted model, not a curated record. Lineage: Eukaryota; Metazoa; Chordata; Mammalia; Rodentia; Cricetidae.